This is a messenger RNA of Neurospora tetraspora, 2395 nucleotides long. RefSeq lists its product as uncharacterized. The transcript has 2 exons. Lineage: Eukaryota; Fungi; Ascomycota; Sordariomycetes; Sordariales; Sordariaceae. Gene Ontology annotation, cellular component: membrane; endoplasmic reticulum. Gene Ontology annotation, molecular function: long-chain fatty acid-CoA ligase activity. The coding region runs from base 482 to 2191 and encodes 569 amino acids. The record is from RefSeq and is a predicted model, not a curated record.
CAGCAAGUGGCCACCACAUACAAUUAUUUGGCAUGUUGGGCUGCUGAAUUGACAUUUCGGGUGACUUACACGACGAACGGCAGGACCCGAUCAGGCCUCCGUGGGUGAACCCCGCUGUCCCGCAUUUCAGGCUGCGUCCGGACUCCGCCAUCCGCUUUUGUUCCCGUUGUCUGGGUCCAUUUCCCCGUCUCCAUUCUCUCCAUUCUCUCCGCUGCCAACACGGGAGUCCCGAGUCAGUUCAAGAGGCCUCGUACCCCACUAGAUCCAUCUUCCUUAUAAGAGCUCCAUCCUUGCCUGCGUGGCCUUGACCUGUCAUCCUGAACGGUCCCGCAUCUGCUCCCCUGCCGGUCCAGGGCUGACCUAACAACUGACAGCUUCAAGAGCUCUACCCAACCCAACGCUAUCGACCUACAACUCGAAACACGCGACAAACCCUCGAACGCUUUCGAACGCUGCGCCCACGCAGCUACCGUCGGUCACCAUGGGCGCCUUCGACAAUCUGUUGCUGACCCUCGACGAGGGCAUCACGGAUUUCUUUGCGCAAUGGAACAUGUACACCACCAUCAUCGUCACUGCCUUCAUCGGCUUCAUCACCUACCAGAUCUCGACACGAAAGGACCCCGAUACCCAUCCCAUGCUCCUUGUCCGACAGUCUCAAGGUUCCCCCGUUCGACAGCCCGGCCAGUCUCCCGUAUACCGCGGCCAGUCUGCCCCCCAUGGCAUGCCUCUUCAGACCGGUCUGAACGUCAAGGAUCCCGGUGCCUCGCGCUGGGCAAGAGGACGCGAUGGUGAUCUCCGCGAUAUCUGGAGGCAAGCUGUGGGCGGCGUCCAGGAGGACGGCCCGAACAAGGGCGCCAAGGGCAAGAUCCUCAGUGUUUUCGGCACCGAACAUGUUACAGAGCACUCGCUGGACGAUAUCACGCGCCAGAUCAACCUGAUCGGAGGACACAUCAAGGAGCAGGGCGGCAGUCGUGUGGCCAUCUACAUCCCCAACUCCGUCGAGCUACUUGCGGCUCUCUUCGCCUGCGCCUUCUAUAACCUGACGGCCGUCAUUCUCCCCUUUGAGCAACCGGAAGAAGAUGUUAUUUCCAUGUUGCGCCGGUCUGGUGCUGACACUGUCAUCACUGCCCCCGGUUCUUUCCCCUUCGACCUUGUUGCUAAGCACUACCCCAACCUCCGCCAGCUGAUUUGGAUUGUCGACGAGGGCAGCAGGCACAUGGACUGGAACGAAGUCCCCGAGGGCACCGGCAGCAGCGUCAAUGUUUCUACCUGGCACGAGAUUAUCGGCGACAGCCCCGCCGCCGCUGGCCGUGAGCUUCCCCCGCUUGAAGGUCAAAAGGAGCCCAGCGAUGUCAUCCUCUUCUGGCAGUUCAAGUCCGGUAUUCCAUCCGAAAUGGUUACGUUCACAGCCGGUAACUUCGCCUCUGCCAUCGCUUCCCAGCUCUUUGCCAUCCCGACCUCCCAGAAGAUGGGUCCAUCCGAUCUCUUCCUCCCCGCCGACUCUCUCGCCAACAGCCACACCCUCGUCCUGACCCUCGCCGCACUUUUCUCCAAUGCCUCCGUCGCCCUGAACUCCGUCGGAACCCAAGCCUACGACCUCGCCGCCGCGACCCGCGGCAUUUCGCCCACCAUCCUCGUCGCCACGCCCACCGCCCUCGUCAAGACCCACCAGGAGACCGCCAGCAACUUCUCCUCGCUCAUCGCCCGCAACCUUCACUGGCUGCAGACCCGCCACCUGACCCAGUACGGCGUCAUGCCCACCGCCUCGUUCCUCUCGUCCUACUACGACAGCCUUCGUCCUUCCAUCGGUACCAAGCCCGGCAAGCUUCGCUUGAUCCUGACUGCUGAGCGUGUGGGCGCGGACACGCCUCGCUUGUCGUCGCAGGUGUUGUCGGACCUCAGGGCGUACACUGGUGCGCGCAUCAUCUAUGCGCUGACGGCUGCCAAGGUGGCCGGCGCGGUGGCGCAGACGCUGUUCUAUGAUUACAGAGUGUUUGAGGAUAAGUGUUCGCACUUUGGACCGCCGUUGAGCAGCACGGAAGUGUUUUUCAAGGAUAUGGGGGAGUAUAAGACUACUGAUGGUGUUAGUAGGGGAGAGAUUGUUGUCCGGGGACCUUCCGUCUCUGGCGGCGAGACAGCGCUCGGCGUGGCUGGCUAUAUGAGAGAUGAUAACACGCUGGCAUAUGCUUAAGAGACAGGAUGAAAGUUUUAGAGAUCCCGAUGUAUGCUAGCCUGUAUACAGGAAUGUUCAAGUAUUAGAUGCGCUGGUAGUUGUGGUCAAGGAGCCUGAUCCCUCGGUUUUGAAAUAGAAGCAUCUUCAAGGAUUGAAGUUAGUCAGUCACCUCAACAGGCAUCUCUACAACGUCACGACAUUUCAGGGCAUUAGGAAGACUGA